CGGACUAGCCGCCGCACCCACCGCAACCACCGCAGCCCCACAGCCCCGCGGAACCCACAGACACUGAAUCUCCUCUCCUCUGCUCGAGCGUGCUUUCUCUCUGUUCUCCGGUGUCGCGCCGUUGAAGCUCCGUCGCCGUCGCAGCAGCUGUGUCGCCGUCGUAGGAAGCUCCGUCACCGUCCUAGGAAGCCGUGUCGCCGUUGUAGGAAGCUCCCUCGCCGUCGCGUGGAAACUCUGGCCGUCGCCGUCUCCUCUGUUCAAGCGCUCUCUCUCUCUCUGUGUUUGCCGGCGUGGCCGUCUCCUUUGUCGUCGCCGUCACUCCCCUUCCUCCUCGCCGCCGGGAAACAUUGUUUUUGUUCAAUAUCUAUCAAGAUGGCAACUGGUAGUAUUCCAUUAUCAUUGUCAGGGGCCAAUCUUAUUGAACAGAAUUUUGAGAGGGGUUAUGAAUUAUAUGAAGUACUUUUAGACAGAGGAUUUCAACAAGAAGAAACUUUAAAACUGAAAAAAAUUGAUUUCCAGAAUGUUUCUAUUUAUGAUCAAGAAACAUUAUUUUAUAAAAGUUCAAUUGAAUGGAAUCAUAAUAACAUAAUCAAGGGAGAAUAUUUUUGCAAUGAUAACAAUGGAAAUCAAUGUUUUUAUUAUGAAAACUAUGAAAGGUUGGAUAGUGCCAUUGAUCUCAAUGUUAGGACUAUCAAACAAAUCAUCAUAGAAUUCUGUUUAGCAUUAGAUUGCAUUCACAAGAAUGGUUACUGUGUUAAUGAGUUUUAUAAAGAUAAUUUUGUGCUACGGAAAAGGAGUCAUAAGGUGGAAGGAUGUCUUGUCAGCUUGGACCUACAGCCAAUUCCGCAGAUCCGAAGUCAUGCACAAUGUGCAAUCAGAAAGGAUUUUGGGAAUCUGGCCAAAACAAUUAAAAAAUGUCUGAGUCAAAAUCAAUAUGCACAAGUGGAGUUACUUUUGCAAUUCAUCAAUGAUUUUGGAACAAGUGACACUUUAUGGAGUUUUCCUUCCUUAUUGAGCCCUUCGGACAGAAUCUAUUAUUACAACAAAAUUGGAAAUAUAUUCCAAGGGUUAGGUGAUGAUAUUCAAUCAAAAAUAGAAGUUGAUUUCAUGAAAAAAAUUGGACUAGAAGGACAAUCUUUUGAGUGGGUUGACAAGGCAAAGAGGAAUCAAUAUCUUAUAGCAGUCCUAACAUAUGAUUCAGAAAAAACUGGAGAUACUUCAGUAAAAUAUGAAGAUGGAUAUAGACAAUUCAUCCGGUUUUGCCAAAAUAUAUCAGCACAUGUUAGGAGAACAAAUUUGGGAUUUCUGAUAGAUAUUGAGAAUCAAAUUGAUGAAGCACUCACUCAAUUGUGUCCAAAUUUUUUGGAUGUGAUGCACCUGGUGCUAUACAAACAUUAUGUUUUCAUUGUGAAGAAGUAACAAGAAUAGACUUGAGAAGGAUCACAAAGAACUCGGACUCUAGAAUUGGUUUUUGUUUAUUUUUUAUUGAAUAUGG
Messenger RNA from Arachis ipaensis, 1495 nucleotides. Lineage: Eukaryota; Viridiplantae; Streptophyta; Magnoliopsida; Fabales; Fabaceae. The record is from RefSeq and is a predicted model, not a curated record.